This is a messenger RNA of Cordyceps militaris CM01, 1236 nucleotides long. Its product is annotated as multidomain presynaptic cytomatrix related protein. Bases 1 to 1236 code for a protein of 411 amino acids. NCBI's taxonomy places the organism in Eukaryota, Fungi, Ascomycota, Sordariomycetes, Hypocreales, Cordycipitaceae. The record is from RefSeq and is a predicted model, not a curated record. Gene Ontology annotation, biological process: autophagosome assembly. The transcript is spliced from 4 exons. Gene Ontology annotation, cellular component: phagophore assembly site.
AUGGGUGAACCCAAGUACACAAUUUACGUGCGGGUUCCAAUACCCCGUGGAGACUUUGUCGACCCUCCGCAGGUUGAUUGGGACUCUGAAAAGGAUGACGCAUUGUGGCGCAUCCUCUCUAGCGCUACGCAAACAGAGAUUGACUGCCCCCUUCUACCUGUCUGCGAGCUUCAUUACAAAUUGUUGACCCAACUCAGCGCCACUAGAUUCGAUGUCACGGUUGACUUCCUGCUCAAGCAGGUUGCAUACCUUACCGAACGACAUGCGUCGCAAGUAAGGGCUCAAGUACGCAAAGCGGCCGCAGCGGCCAAGGGCUCCGCCGCGCCGUCACCAGUCCCUGCUGCUGAGUCCUCAACCACCGCCGAACGACGGUCCCAGCUCGGUCAGCCCAUGGGCCGCGAUUCCCCGAUGCCACGCAACGAAACAAUCGGAGCGAUACGCCCUGCUCUAUCCCGUGGCGGAUCAGGAAACACGAUCUCUCGUGAUAUCGCUGGCUCCUCCCCGCGCCCAGAGAGCAAGCAGCUAUCCUCGCGCGCUGCGGGGGAGUCUGCUGGCCGUCACCGCCUGUCAUCUCUACCAAUUGCGGCUUCGAGCCCGAGGCCAGCGACAUCUCAAGAUCCCAACAGAGAUGGUGUGGCUUCUCCAGGACCUGCGGAUUCUAGCUCAGGGGAAUCUUCUGAGGAUGAGUCUAGUCCCGCACAAUCACGAAUUAUUCGGCGCCCCCCUCGAUACCAAGAAAAUGACGCCGGAUAUCAGGUGGAUGACGAUGAAGACGACGAAUCUGAACCAGCAUUCCAGCCGUACAAGGCUGCCGCGGACCAUAAUUCAGCCUCGGAUCUGGCCUCCACUUUGCGAGGAGACGGUCGUACGUCAGCCAAGCGAGGCAAUAAGCACCUCGCUCGCGAACGUAAUCACCAGUCUCAAACAUCUGAUUCCUCUGCGGGCUCUGGUGCUCUUGGCACCAGUUCCAACAAGCCGGGACGCUCAAAGUCUCACGCCUCUACUCAAAAUACUGCGCAGUCAGUGCAAAGUCCUUCCGGGAAAGGGAAGCUUUCUUCGCAAGAGGGCAGCGAUGGGACGCCAAGCAUGGGAAGUAGUUUUAGUGAUCUUGAUGAUGCUUCCGUUACGCAGUCUGCCCUCGAAGAAGCACUAGCAUCGCAUAUGCACGGUGCUGGCAGUCGCUUUAGUAUCAGCCAGGCUUUCCGCAGCCGCUACACCCCGAACUCGAACAAAUAA